Messenger RNA from Acaulospora colombiana, 195 nucleotides. The record is from the annotation of a GenBank genome assembly. Lineage: Eukaryota; Fungi; Glomeromycota; Glomeromycetes; Diversisporales; Acaulosporaceae.
AAGUUGUCCAUCAUUGACGCGAGCAUUCUCCCCGUUUGCCCGUCGACCCACAUUACCUCUACCAUGUAUGCUGUAGCUGAAAAGCCCCACAAAGUUUUGGCCACUCCAUCUGGGGUAAUGUGGGUCGACGGGCAAACGGGGAGAAUGCUCGCGUCAAUGAUGGACAACUUCUUUGUUCCAUACACAAGCAAAUCA